AACUUGCUGACUUCACAAAAACCAUGGACUCUCCUUUUGCUGAUUCUGAAUUUCCACAAGCUCCCAGCUCGUCUUCCACGCCCCAAAUCCCCAAUGAAGUGCGAAGGAUUUCUCACCAUCCCUGUGUCUGCGGUGUUCCUGUCGAUGGGUUUUGUCUAUUACAUCACAAUUUUCGUUUUUCUGGAGGAUUGGGUCGGGUUGCAGAGCUCAGCUGGGUCUUUGAACUCUCUGAUUUUCUCUUUCUUGUUUUUUCUUUGCCUUUUCUCUUUCUUUUCUUGUGUUCUGAUUGACCCAGGUCGCGUUCCGGCUUCCUAUAUCCCUGAUGUUGAGGAAAGCGGGGGCUCAGAUAAGGAACCCGACAAAAAUGUUGCACAAUCAAGGCAUUGUGACAAGUGCUCUACAUACAAGCCUCCUAGGGCUCAUCAUUGUCGGGUCUGCAGAAGGUGUGUUUUGAGGAUGGAUCAUCACUGUCCGUGGAUAAAUAAUUGUGUUGGCUAUUGGAACUAUAAGGCCUUUUUUAUACUUGUCCUAUAUGCAACUAUAGGUAGCAUCUACUCUACGGUUAUUGUAAUAAGCUGUUCGUGUCAAAAGGAUUUUGGCGGAAAGGUUCCCCUCAAAACUUUCUAUAUUAUUUGCGGAGCAGUGAUGACUGGCUUGAGUAUAACACUUGGAAUUCUUUUGGGUUGGCAUAUCUACCUUAUCAUUCACAAUAUGACAACCAUAGAGUAUUACGAAGAAGUAAGGGCAACGUGGUUGGCUAGGAAAACUGGUCAGAGCUAUCGACGUCUGUUCGACCUUGGUGCUUACAAAAACAUUACCUUGGUCCUGGGUACAAACAUGCUGAAAUGGUUGUGGCCUACAUCUGUGAGCCAUCUAAAAGAUGGCCUCGCCUUCCCAAUUUCACGUGACAAUUCAUAAAGAUUUUCUUCCUCCACAAAGUUUGGAGUUAACAACAUCUCACGUAAAGGAUCUAAGAGUUUCAUCAUUUUAUCCUCUUCUCAAUGCGAAAAUAAGCUAGGAGCUGACUUGAAGCGACGUAAGUUUAUUUUGGAUUACACCGAGCAAGAUUGCAUCAAAAAGUUUACGCCAACACGGCACCGGUAGUCUGUUGAUAAAACCUAUCUUGAUUGCUGUUCUCUCCUACCAUGCUGGAGUACCACGCCAUGAAGUUCUUGCAACACAUGAUUGGAAAUUGUUGUUUACAUAAUUUAAAACGCGCAGACACGAUGACUUCACAUUGAUGUCGCAACAAACCACAUGAUUGAACUCAGUAGAUGAUGGUUUACAUGGAAUACUGCUUGUUCUAUCCUAUAGCGAUGAGACUGUUUAUAUUGUUGAUAAGAUUUUCCGAUGUGCUUUUUCCUUUGCAAAUUCACUGAUGCAUUAAUGUUGGUCCAUUAAUUUUACUGUUUCAUUGUUAAGAAAUAAUAAUUUCUUUGAGAACUCA
Molecule: messenger RNA, 1447 nt
Organism: Alnus glutinosa
Lineage: Eukaryota; Viridiplantae; Streptophyta; Magnoliopsida; Fagales; Betulaceae
Product: probable protein S-acyltransferase 15
Exons: 7
Coding region: 94-918 (274 amino acids)
Molecular function (GO): palmitoyltransferase activity
Source: RefSeq, a predicted model, not a curated record